Messenger RNA from Cladophialophora yegresii CBS 114405, 561 nucleotides. RefSeq lists its product as uncharacterized. Lineage: Eukaryota; Fungi; Ascomycota; Eurotiomycetes; Chaetothyriales; Herpotrichiellaceae. The transcript has a single exon. The coding region runs from base 1 to 561 and encodes 186 amino acids. Gene Ontology annotation, molecular function: oxidoreductase activity. The record is from RefSeq and is a predicted model, not a curated record.
AUGGUCGAAUUCUUGAAAAGCUCAACUGGCGCAAAACGCGUCCUUGUGUUUGACCAUAGCAUCCGAACCAAGAAGAACGAAGCGAAGAAGCUUACCCAGGAAACGAACACUUCUCAACGAGCUCCUGUGAUGUUGGUGCACUGUGAUUACACUGAGGAGUCCGGUCCUCUUCGAGUACGCCAGCUUUUGAAAGAUGAGGCCGAGGAUCUUCUCUCACGCUGCGUUGCAUUCUUCAACGUCUGGAAGCCUGUCAAGACUGUCGAAGAACGACUACUGGCAAUGUUCGACGUCACCUCUUCUCCAAAGGACGACUUCUUCAAGCUUUAUCUGCACUACAUGAACCGUGUUGGCGAGAACUACCUGUUGAAAUACUCGCCGGAUCACAAGUGGUGGUAUUUUCCGCGCAUGGCCCCGGAGCAAGUCAUUGUUCUCAAGACAUACGGGUCCGAAACCGAUGGUCGCGCUAGGUUUGUGGGGCAUAGUGCGUUUAAAGAUCCAGCGUCGUCGCCGAAUGCUCCACCACGAGAGAGUAUUGAGAUCCGGACAAUGGCUUUCUUCUGA